This is a messenger RNA of Anopheles bellator, 2263 nucleotides long. Its product is annotated as midnolin homolog. The record is from RefSeq and is a predicted model, not a curated record. The transcript has 3 exons. The coding region runs from base 1 to 2229 and encodes 742 amino acids. Lineage: Eukaryota; Metazoa; Arthropoda; Insecta; Diptera; Culicidae.
AUGGCGGCCACGGACGGGCAGAUCAUCCUGGCGGCGUCGCGCUUCGCAUCGGACACGGCCCCGGCGUACCUGCGGGACUUUGCCAAGAGCAGCGAGCUGCCGGCGGUCGGUAAGAUCGUCAAGGGCCAGUACUACAACCUGGGCGUGCCGACGCUCUCGAACCCGUCGCUCCAGAGCACGGCCCUGUUCCUGAACGCGGGCCGCAAGUACCAGAUCCUGGCGCAGCCGGUCAAGAUCAAGGAGGGCCGCAAGAACACGAACGUCGGCCCGAAAGUGCUGAUCCCGGAGACGUACGCCGGGUACUUUGAGCUGCUCAGCGAGGACGGCCGAUCGACGCGAUGCAUCGAGAGCGUCCUGGAGCUGUCCCGGCGGCGCAACUUCCGGGUGCUGGUCCGUGAGACGUUGCGCUGCAACCACAACAGCAAGUCGGUGCACGCGGGCGAAAUACUGACCACGAUCUCGGACAACGGGAAGCAGCUGCAGUGCCGGACGGCGAAGGACGAGAUCGUCAACCUGCCAUUGGAAGCCAAAGCCAAGUUCUCGCCGAUCGCCAAGGAGGACAGCAUCAGCGGCGUGCACACGGUGCGCAACCUGCUCCAGAAGCGCAUGCCGGUCACGGUCCGGCUGGUGCACGGGGCGGCCCCGAAGGGCCUGAAGCAGCCGUUCGUGCCGGAGCUGCGGCUGCUCGGGUGCGUCGAGGUCGACCGAAUAUUCGCCCUGCCGCUCCAGAAGGACAUGGACCUCAUCUCGGUGCCACUGAACGCGAAGAUCAAGAUCCAGCGGGCCAAGAACAUGGACCAGCUGGACCACUUCAUCGAGUACUCGCGCUUCCUGGACAAGGCGCACCGGUUGCUGGUGGAUGCGCGCGAUCGCCUGCAGAUCAUCGAUCUCAAGCUGACGGAGAAGGAGAAGAAGGACUCCUCGAAGCUGGGGGCCGGGGCGAAUGGGCGCAACAAGACGUCGCUCACGUCCGGGCUGACCGCGAACGGGUACGUGCUGAAGAAGAGCAACAGCUGUGAUUCGAACCGCUACUCCCCACCGAUCGGUGGCAGUAGCGGUGGUGGUGCCGGGGGAGGCACAGGAGGCAGUCCGAAUGGGUCGAUCGCGGACGAGUACGACGAGAUCGAUCAGAUUUACGACUACGUGCGUGGGUUGGCUCCGCUGCCGAAGAACCUGUACAAGUUCGAGGCGAUCGAACCGAUCGGGGGCUCGUCGUCGCCGCCGACGGCCGCCACCACGACCCCGGUCUCGAACUCGGUGCUACUCGGCCCCGCCACACACCAGCACCAGCUCAAGACGGUGGAAAACAUGAAGACGGCCCAAUCGAACGCCAUCAACAACAACAAUCACUACGACACGAGCAACAACAACAACAACAACAGCUACUCCAACAUCAUCAAGUACUCGAACCACGGGCAGCAGUUGGCCAGUUCGAACCACCAUCACCACCAUCACCAUCACCACCACCAUCUGCACCAGCACCAUCUGCACCUGCACACGGCCUCGAACAGUCUGGAGUCCUCGUCGAAGCACAACAGCGUGGCCGCUGCCCUGAACGCCAUCAACAACAACCACAACAACGGUAGCGGCGGCACCGUGGCGAUCACGACGCUCGACCACAAACCGAUCCCACCGCCGAUCGAGACGAUCCCGGGCAAGAAGUUGCCCGAGAAGCGCCAACGGCCGACGCUUCCGAAGCUGUACUUCAAGAGCAACAUCGGGCUGCACCAGAAGAGCCCCACGCCCGGUUCGGCCGCCAUCAGCCCCACGGCAACCGGUGGCGUGGUCCUGCAGCAGCACCCGUCGAUCGCCGUCACCCCGAAGGAGAUUGCCGUCGAACCGCAGAGUCCGCUGUUCCACAUCAGAUACAAAAGUCUGAGCAGUCUGCAGCUGGCGGCGACGACCCCGCAGGACUCGCAUCCGGCCACACCGAUCUCUCCGUCGCCGAAGGGUGCCCAGGAUAAGAACCACCUGCUGUCCAAAUCGGCCAGUGCCGCCGUUCAGGGACGCGGUGGCGAAGGUACCCUCGACUCGUCACGUAGCGGAGGCCGCACGUCGGGUGAUUCGGGCAAGUUGCCGGAAAAGAAGUCCCGCCGGUUGAGCCGGCCGCGCAGCCUCUCGAACCUGGUGUGGGACCUGCGGCCCCACAAGUCGUCGUCGGACAAGUCGAAGAAGAAGCUCUACCUGCACCAGUUCGACGUGCGGCAGCAGGGAACCCUCUACCUGUAGAGAGGGCGCGGCCAGGGCCGCGGCCUGGAAUCAG